AUGAAAGCCCCCAUCUUAGUCAAUCAUACCAGUAUAAUAACUUCUGUGUUGAAAGUGGACUACAUUUCCUACCUGAGCAAUUUUGACCACUUGUACGAGAUCCCCAAGGAACGCAAGAAUGCAGAGUAUCGCAAGUAUCUUCACGCUCUGCUUGAUUACCUGCAUGGCUACAUCGCCCGAAUCAAACCACUGUUUGAUGUGAAUGCAGAGAUGGAAAAUGUCAUGAAAGACUUUAACGUUGCUUGGGAAAGCGGUUCGUUCCCUGGAUGGCCUAAAGAAACUGGCAGUGUGUUGACCAAUGUCGGAGCACAUCUCGAUCUAUCAGCGUUCUCGUCUUGGGAAGAACUGGCCUCUCUGGGGCUUGAUAGGCUGAAGUCUGCUUUGAUGGCCUUGGGUCUCAAGUGUGGAGGAACGCUGGAAGAAAGAGCACAGAGGUUGUUCAGUACAAAGGGAAAGAAGGCCCUGGACCCAAACAUGUUUGCCAAGAGCAAGCCUAGCAAGAGUGGCAGAUCCCGGGACAACGAGAGACAAAGAGACAUUGCAUCGCUGGAAGCUCAAGUGUACAGGUUGUCAGAAGUAGUGAGUGAGCAACGAAUGGCAACGAAGGAGAAUGUACAGCGUAAGCAGGCACGCACUGAAGGUGAGAGAGAUGAUUCGGAUGCAGAAGCUAGUGCCUCUGAUACUGAUGAUGAGGACGAGGAUGGUGUCCCAUACAACCCCAAGAAUUUACCUCUUGGUUGGGACGGCAAACCCAUACCAUACUGGCUGUACAAGUUGCAUGGCCUCAACAUCAGCUACGUCUGCGAGAUUUGUGGCAACUUCACAUAUAAAGGACCUAAAGCUUUCCAGAGACAUUUUGCUGAGUGGCGGCAUGCUCAUGGGAUGAGAUGUCUAGGCAUCCCCAACACUGCUCACUUCGCUAAUGUUACCCAGAUUGAAGAUGCACUAGCUUUAUGGGAGAAGCUUAAGGUACAAAAGCAAGAAGAGAGGUGGCAGCCGGAGCAAGAAGAGGAGUAUGAGGACUCUCUGGGGAAUGUUGUGAACAGGAAGACAUAUGAAGAUCUCAAGCGACAAGGCCUACUGUAAAGUUCCAGGAUGAUGCUGAAAUAUUUCAUUUAUAGUGAACAAUGAAAUGGAGAACAUACCUUAUCACUCUCAAAGAUAUUUGUUAGAAUAAUGAUUAAUAACUUGGAUGUAUUUAGUCUUAAUAAUAAUAGAAAAUUAUUGUACAGUUUUGUAUAAACUUAAGUAUCUUUUGUUUUUAAUACUAUUUCAUUUUGCUGCAUCAUUCAGAAAAUGUAAUACAGUUUUGCGAUAAAUGUUUGAGUUAAUUGUGUAAAGUCUUAUAAGGUAAGGUUCUUUAUAAGGUUUUUAUAAAAACAACAUGGUUCUGCACAUCUCAAUAAAAAUCAUUCUUCCUUGUAUUUUUAAUAUGAAAAAGGAUUAAAUCUACAAAGAUAAUGAUUUAAUAAAAAGAUUUUCUAUAAACAUAAUAAUUUAUUUACAUAUAAAACUAUAAGGUUAAAACAGC
Messenger RNA from Homalodisca vitripennis (glassy-winged sharpshooter), 1531 nucleotides. It is a transcript of the gene noi, whose product is annotated as splicing factor 3A subunit 3. Gene Ontology annotation, cellular component: nucleus; spliceosomal complex. The transcript is spliced from 9 exons. The coding region runs from base 1 to 1086 and encodes 361 amino acids. The record is from RefSeq and is a predicted model, not a curated record. Lineage: Eukaryota; Metazoa; Arthropoda; Insecta; Hemiptera; Cicadellidae. Gene Ontology annotation, molecular function: RNA binding; zinc ion binding. Gene Ontology annotation, biological process: mRNA splicing, via spliceosome.